Messenger RNA from Aspergillus heteromorphus CBS 117.55, 459 nucleotides. RefSeq names its product type II 3-dehydroquinate dehydratase. Gene Ontology annotation, molecular function: 3-dehydroquinate dehydratase activity. The coding region runs from base 1 to 459 and encodes 152 amino acids. The transcript has a single exon. NCBI's taxonomy places the organism in Eukaryota, Fungi, Ascomycota, Eurotiomycetes, Eurotiales, Aspergillaceae. The record is from RefSeq and is a predicted model, not a curated record. Gene Ontology annotation, biological process: quinate catabolic process.
AUGGCCAAAUCCAUCCUCCUCCUCAACGGCCCCAACCUCAACCUGCUCGGCACGCGUGAACCACACAUCUACGGCUCAACCACACUGCCCGAAAUCGAGUCCUCGUGCGCGACCCACGCUUCGACCUUCGGGGCUACGCUGGAAUCAUUCCAAUCGAACCACGAGGGCGCGAUCGUGGACCGCAUCCACGCGGCGCGCGGGCACGUCGACGCCAUCAUCAUCAACCCGGGGGCGUACACGCACACGUCGGUGGCAAUCCGCGACGCAUUGCUGGGGGUGGGGAUCCCGUUCGUCGAGCUGCACGUGAGUAAUGUGCAUGCGCGGGAGGAGUGGAGACACAAGAGCUAUUUCAGCGAUAAGGCGAGUGGGAUUAUUGUUGGGCUGGGCGUGUAUGGGUAUCGGGCUGCGGUGGAGUAUGUGGCGACGCAGUGGAAGGUUUUGGAUAAGCCUGCUUUGUAG